CUCCAUAUUGAUAGACGACGAGGGGGAAGUGAAAAAGGAAAGUAAUCCCUGAACCCACGCUUUUGCCAAUGUGGCUUAGGUAAAGAGAAAUGGGUAGAGAGAUAGGCAUAUGGGUACUUAUCUUUCUAUGGUAAUACAUUCCUAUACAGAAAUGUGAUUGAUAACGCCCACGAACGCCUGAUCAUGGGGGCGAGUUCGUUACCACGUUAUCAAUGUUCGAGGAAGGGCUCGGCUUUUAAUAUGCAAUUCGUAAGAAAGGUGGUGACUUGGGGGAUCGCGUCGACAAAAUAGGUAAUUCGACACCGUGGGAACCCUUGAAAUGCUACGACUCGAAUUAUGAGAUCGCAAGACGUACCUCCACAUGUUUCAUAUUUAUUUCCUAUAUUGACCGAUCGCGUCCUUUAUGAAUCUCCUAAACCUCCAAUAAUUAUAAAAGAUUGUUCGCAUAUCACCGAAUAUUGUGCUUAGAUUACCUACCUAGCCACCAUGGGAUCUUUGGGCCAACCUAGGGCCGAGUACGACGUUUUGAUCAUCGGCGCCGGAUUCUCCGGUAUCUGCGCCCUCCACCACAUCCGGGAACGCUUCCCAUCUUGGCGAGUCAAGGUCCUCGAGGCCAGCUCGGGCGUGGGCGGCACCUGGUGGGCCAACCGAUAUCCGGGCGCUCGAGUUGACACGGAGUCUCUGACCUAUCAGUUCUCCUGGGAUAAGGAACUCUUGCAAGAGUGGUAUUGGAAGGAGACUUUUUCGACGCAACCUGACGUGCUGAGAUAUCUCGAGCGCGUGUGCGAGAAGCAUGAUCUCUACAAGGACAUCCAGCUCGAUACCAGGAUCAAGUCCGCGGAAUGGCUCGACGGAUCUAGUUCUUGGCUCUUCGCCGACAGCCUCGGAUCCGAAUAUCGGGCACGGUUCUUUGUCAGCUGCAUGGGCUUCCUCUCCCAGGCCACCCUUCCGGCGAUUCCGGGCAUUGAGGACUUCCAAGGUCGGGCGUUUCACACUUCGGCGUGGCCAAGAGACCUCGACGUUGAACGAGAUUUUGCUGGAAAGAAAGUUGGCGUGAUCGGAACGGGCGCGACCGGGAUACAGACCAUCACGGCUAUAGCUAAAGCGUCUAACUUCGAUUCUUUGACUGUCUUCCAACGGACCGCGAAUUGGUCGGCUCCCCUCCGAAACACGGAGAUUUCCCCGGAGCAGAUGAAGAAGCACGCCCAGGAAUACGACUCUAUUUUCGGCCAGUGCGCGAAAACAUCUUCGGGGUUCUUGUAUCAGGCCGACCCUCGAAGAUCAUGCGACGUGACCCCGGAAGAACGCCUCGCGCUAUGGGAGAAGCUAUACAACGAGCAGGGGUUUGGCAAAUGGCUGGGCGUCUUCAAGGACACCUAUACGGAUCGCGAAGCCAACCACAUGUACUCGGAGUACAUGGCGGCGAAGAUCAGGGCACGCAUUGACGACCCAGAGGUGGCGGAUUCUCUCGUGCCGAAGAAUCACGGUUUCGGAUUACGACGCGUGCCCCUAGAAAGCGGAUACUUCGAGGUAUAUAAUCGACCCGACGUCAAACUGGUUGACUUAAAAAAGACGCCGAUCGAGAGGGUGAAUGCCGCGGGAAUCGAUACGCAAGAUGGCAAGCACCACGAUCUCGACAUCCUCAUCUACGCGACCGGGUUCGAUGCUAUCACGGGAUCCUUCAGAGCUAUCGACUUCCGCGGCAAGGGCGGUCGUCCGCUGCUCGGCUACAGCGAUUCAGAGAAGGGUAGUCGAGCUAUAUGGGUGGACCACAAGCCCAAGACUUUCCUCGGGAUAAUGGUGCCAGACAUGCCCAACAUGUUCAUGGUCCUUGGGCCGCACCAGCCUUUUGGCAACGGCACGCGCAGUCUCGAGAACGCCGUAAAUGUCGUGUGCGACAUGCUCCAGCACAUGUUCGAUCACGAUUACACGUACGUCGAGCCAAAGCCGGAGUCCAUUAAGGCGUGGGGUGAACACGUCGUGGACUGCAGCAAGGGGCUAUUAGGAAACGAAAUAGAUAGCUGGAUGACGGGCGUCAAUACUAACGUGAAGGGUAAGCAAGAGCGAAACAUCGCGAGAUACCUCGGCAACGUGGUCGGAUAUCGGAAAAGAUGUUCGGAUUGCGCCGAAUCGGGAUGGAAGGACCUGGCUUUUGCCUAGAUUGUGAUGUGUAAUCGCUCAAGUUCAAAAUUCGAUCUACCAGUAUAAAUCAACCUCGAUCCUCAGUAGGAUCUCUGAUCCUCGACAGUCGUCUUUGGUUUAGUAGUGUCGUAAAACCAAUAAAGAAGAAAUGAAGCUCACGGGACGAACAGGAACUACAAACUACCUAGAUUCGAAUGACAGAUAGCCCAACAGUCUACAUUGAAAACAUUAGGAGCUCCACCCAAUAAGCCUUCGGGAAGAUACAUACACGCGUGUGUCGUGACACCUCU
Annulohypoxylon truncatum is the source of this 2432-nucleotide messenger RNA. RefSeq names its product putative flavoprotein. The transcript has a single exon. The record is from RefSeq and is a predicted model, not a curated record. The coding region runs from base 487 to 2160 and encodes 557 amino acids. Gene Ontology annotation, molecular function: flavin adenine dinucleotide binding; NADP binding; N,N-dimethylaniline monooxygenase activity. NCBI's taxonomy places the organism in Eukaryota, Fungi, Ascomycota, Sordariomycetes, Xylariales, Hypoxylaceae.